GCUCACAAUGAAGGAUGAAGAGACAAAGAGGAAACUAAUGGAUGGAGUGAGAGUGAAAGGAGUGAUGGUGCAUGCCAGGGAUAUACUGAAUAACGAUAUGGUGGUGUCCUUUAUCAAUUUGCCUGUGUACUUAGAGGAUGAGAAGAUACUCGCCAAGCUACAUGAGUGGGGAGUACGACCACUUUCACCAAUCAAACGCCGGGUGUGGCCUGGAACGGAUAUAGUUGAUGGGACACGUUUCUUAAAAGUGCGCUUCACAGAACAGGUAUGUUCACUACCAUACUCCACAAAGUUUGAGACUCUGAGAGGCACCGAAUUUUUUCGUGUCAUCCAUGAUAGACAAAUACGUGUUUGCAGACUCUGUAUCAAGCCAGGGCACAUAAUUAGAGAGUGCCCUGAAUUAAAGUGCUUCAAGUGCAAUGGUGGAGGCCAUUAUGCAAGAGAUUGUGAAGAAUGGAUGGGAUUAGAGAGAGAGAGAGUGGAUGUUCAAGAAUAUGGUAAAAAGAGGAACAGUGUUCUGACAGAGGAGCAAGAGGAGGAAACAACUGAUGUGGUGAGCGGUGGAGAGAAAGACGGAGCUGAAGAUAGCGAAAGAAGAAGCAAAAUGGAAUGGCGGGACAGAGCUGAAAGUUUCAGUGAAGCGGAUGAUGGGGAGGAGGAGGAGGAGAUGGAGCAGUCGGAAGAGAUCGAAGAAGAGGAGGAGACAGAUGAAAGUAAUGUGAAAGAAAGAGGUAAACAAGAGGAAAAUAAAAAUACUGCACAGAAAGUGAUAGAAAGCAGAGGUGGAGAAAAGGGAGACCGAGAAAAGAAAGAUGGAUUGAAAACAAAGAUUAAAAGACUGAGUGCAAAGAGGAAGUCUGAGAUCGACGGAGAACAGGUUGAGCAGAUAAAAGAACCGCGAGCGGGUAUGUAAUAAAACUGGGGUGUCAAAGUCGAGACCGAGGAGGAAUGGGGGAAAUUGUUUUUGUUUGGAACUUUCGGGAAAAGAAAAAGAGCUGACAUUUGUUUAAUUAAUUUUGUUCUGAGUCAU
Molecule: messenger RNA, 1030 nt
Organism: Carassius carassius (crucian carp)
Lineage: Eukaryota; Metazoa; Chordata; Actinopteri; Cypriniformes; Cyprinidae
Exons: 2
Coding region: 8-913 (301 amino acids)
Molecular function (GO): nucleic acid binding; zinc ion binding
Source: RefSeq, a predicted model, not a curated record